GCAGGAUUUUUUCCAUGGAUUUGUAACCAUGCCAUCUGAUGAUGCAUGUCUAUAUAGGAGCUUUUGGCUUGCUGUCGUUUGUGUAAUUGUCUUUGGAACCGUCUGGCCUGGGUGCAGUUUGUGGGCUGUCGUCUCUGGAUAUUUUGUUCCACGGGUAUUUUAAGAAUUAGGACUUGGUACUGUGGUGAUUCGCAUCUCGGGUACUAUUUCCCAUCUUCGCCCUCUUUGCCGUAUUCUGCCUGGCCUCACUUUGGUAUCAUGGCUCCCUCAACUCUCGUCGGCCGUCCCCUGAACUGGGCCAUCACGGCCGCAGCUGGUGCAGGCUUCCUGCUUUUCGGAUAUGACCAAGGCGUCAUGAGCGGUCUCCUUACCGGAGCAGCUUUUACCAAGACAUUCCCAGAGAUGGACACCCUCAAUGGCGGGAGUGCUUCUCUUCAAGGCACAGUAGUCGCCAUAUACGAAAUAGGUUGUUUCUUUGGAGCGAUUGCAGCUCUGUUCAUCGGAGAGCCCCUUGGAAGACGCAAGAUGAUCAUGUUAGGGUGCAUCAUUCUUGCCAUCGGUGGUGCGCUUCAGGCGUCGGCGAGCACGAUUCCCCACCUGAUCGUUGGUCGAAUAGUGGCUGGAUUGGGGAACGGUCUGAAUACCAGCACAAUCCCCGUCUGGCACUCGGAGCUGAUGAAAGCCACCAAGCGCGGAAAGGGACUGUGCGUCGAAUUGGCCAUCAACAUCUUUGGAGUAAUGUUAUCCUACUGGGUCGACUACGGCAUGUCCUUUGAGAAGAGCGACGCCCAAUUCCGGUUCCCGCUGGCCCUACAGUGCGCAUUUGCCAUCGUCACCUUCUUGGGCGUGCUCUUCCUCCCCGAGUCGCCCCGCUGGCUCGUCGCCAACGACCGCCACGAAGAGGCCCAGGACGUUCUGUGGUCCGUCGAAGAGAAUGCCAGAAGCAUUUCACGCGACGAUGAGCGUGUGACUAAGCAUUUGGUCGAGAUCCAGACGGCGAUCCGCGAGGAGCGCGAGGCCGCGGGCAACAACGGCUACAGCGCCCUAUUCCACAACGGCGAGCAAAAGUUCCUCUACAGAACUUUGCUGGGGAUAGGUGGGCAGUUUUGCCAGCAACUAUCUGGUAUCAAUUUAAUUACAUACUAUGCUCCCGUCAUCUUUCAACAGAGCGUUGGGUUGAGCCGGGACCUUUCGCUGCUUCUCGCGGGCUUCAACGGCGUAGCCUACUUCUUUUCCUCGCUGGUACCGAUCUGGCUCAUCGACCGCCUGGGCCGCCGCAAGCUCAUGCUCUUUGCUGCAGCCGGCCAGGGCUGCUGUAUGGCAAUCCUUGCCGGGACGGUUGCCAACGGGAGCAAGAGCGCGGGCAUUGUCGCCAUUGUCAUGCUCUUCCUCUUCAACUUCUUCUUCUCCGUCGGUCUGCUGGCCAUCCCAUGGCUACUCCCCGCCGAGUACGCACCCCUGGCUAUUCGGUCUCGGGCCGCAGCACUGGCAACUGCUUCCAACUGGAUCUUUACCUUCCUCGUCGUCGAAAUCACCCCCGUCAGCAUCACCAACAUCCAGUGGCGCACCUACAUUUACUUUGGCGUCUUCAACUUUUGCUUCCUACCACUCAUCUACUUCUUCUACCCCGAGACCCGCAACCUGACCCUGGAGCAGAUCGACAAGCUCUUUACGGGCGAUCGCGUAAAGAUGCACUGGGAUCCCAGCAUGGGCUCCGUCGAGGGCCUGACCACCGGAAGCCCCGAGGGCGAGAAGGAGGCUGCUGUCCAGACCGAGAUUGCCGAGAGGCGGGAUUAA
Messenger RNA from Pyricularia oryzae 70-15, 1797 nucleotides. RefSeq names its product sugar transporter STL1. NCBI's taxonomy places the organism in Eukaryota, Fungi, Ascomycota, Sordariomycetes, Magnaporthales, Pyriculariaceae. The transcript is spliced from 6 exons. Bases 259 to 1797 code for a protein of 512 amino acids. Gene Ontology annotation, molecular function: carbohydrate:proton symporter activity. Gene Ontology annotation, cellular component: membrane. The record is from RefSeq and is a predicted model, not a curated record. Gene Ontology annotation, biological process: carbohydrate transport; transmembrane transport.